Messenger RNA from Bipolaris oryzae ATCC 44560, 846 nucleotides. RefSeq lists its product as uncharacterized. The transcript is spliced from 7 exons. The coding region runs from base 1 to 846 and encodes 281 amino acids. The record is from RefSeq and is a predicted model, not a curated record. Gene Ontology annotation, biological process: signal transduction. Gene Ontology annotation, molecular function: GTPase activity; GDP binding; GTP binding. Gene Ontology annotation, cellular component: plasma membrane. Lineage: Eukaryota; Fungi; Ascomycota; Dothideomycetes; Pleosporales; Pleosporaceae.
AUGUCGCAACGCGAGUACCACAUAGUCGUCCUGGGUUCCGGUGGAGUCGGAAAAAGCUGCCUAACAGCCCAGUUUGUGCAAAACGUGUGGAUAGAGAGCUAUGAUCCCACCAUCGAGGACUCGUACCGAAAGGUCCUCGAAGUAGACGGCCGUCAUGUCAUUCUCGAGAUCUUGGAUACUGCCGGCACAGAGCAGUUUAAACUGUAUAUGAAAACUGGCCAGGGAUUCCUUUUGGUUUUCAGCAUCACAUCCGAAUCUUCCUUUUGGGAGCUUGCCGAGCUGCGUGAGCAGAUACGACGCAUCAAGGAAGACAGCAACGUACCCAUGGUUCUCAUUGGCAACAAGUCGGACCUAGAGGACGACCGUGCCGUGCCGCGCCCGCGAGCAUUUGCCAUAUCGCGCGAAUGGAACGUCCCGUAUUUCGAAACCAGUGCGCGAAGGAGAGCCAAUGUCGACGAAGCCUUUGUCGACCUCUGCAGGCAAAUCAUCCGCAAGGACCAGAACGAACGAUCGCGCAUGGCCCCGCCGGAUUCCCCGAGGCCUGGCGGUCCUAGGAAUAGAACCCACACGGGACGGCCAAAGCGCAAGGCUCAUCGGCCCCAUUCGCAGGGCAUCGUCGGCCAGGCCGUCAACUCUGUCAAGAACGCCGCCAACUACGUCUCUGAGACCAUCCAGGGCAACGCUGCCGAGGCCAACAAGGAGGCCAACAAGCAGCAGGCCAAGGGCAACGUUCCCGGACAGGACAGCCUCACCGACCGCGCCUCUGGUGCUCUCAACGCCGCCAGCGACUCGAUCAACCAGAAGAAGCACGAGGGCGCUGCCGAUGCCAACAAGCACUCCAUCUAA